AUGGCAGCAACAGUAGCAAAACGCGACUCAAUGGAUGCCACAAUGGCCAAUCUAGAGACGAAGCUGAAAUCUGCCGAGAUCUCCCAAACACCCUCCAAGCGACCCCUAGGUCUAACCGACCUUCCCCCCUCGGUCCGCAACAACAUCUACAAGUACUGUCUCGACACGGAAGUCGUCAAUAUUGGUCUACCCAACGUCUCCUACACCCAUACCAUCACGGAAUCUGUGCUCAAAUUCAGCGCCUCGCGACCGCCCCACCCCGUCGCCACGAGCCUCUUCUACGUAAACAAGGCAGUCAGCAAAGAAGCACUGAAGUUCUUCUACUCAAAGAACCUGUGGGUCAGGUUCGACGUCUACUCUGCUGAUGCGCGGCACGUGAAGACCAUGCUUCAAGACUCCGGCCUUCUGUUUUCAACACCAUCGCUCGAGGCAGCAGAGAACUGCACACAGCACGCAUUGGAAGUAGUACUCGUGGAGAAGAACAGCGCGAUGAAACGCGCCAGUGUCAUGUUCCCCGCACAGUACCUACCCCGACUGAUCAACUUCCUGGACCAAGCAAGUCGCGCAACGGGGAACUGGGCGCCCAUGCACAAACUCUUCCUCGAUGUGGUGAAUACAUAUGGCUUCCCCAUUUCGCGGCUGCAGGGCGAUUUGCUCGAGCUGUUUAGGUUGCUGUCGAACUUUGGCGCCGUCGAGGUGAAUAGCAAGAAUGUGCUGCCGAGGUAUGCAGAGGGCUUGCAGACGAACAUGACGAGUCCGGCUUUUACCGCGGAUGGCUUUAUCGCGAGCGUGACGGAGUUGGCGGACCAAGCUGAUUCGGCUCGGGAGAGGGAAAAGUACGAACUUGCCAAUGAAUACGCGCAAGCUACUAUUAUAGCCAUGACAUACGGCUAUCUGACUCACGCGGAGACUCUGCACUCGCAACCCGAAGAGUUCUCAAAGAACAUUCAGCGACUUCGCUGGCGCACAGAACUCGGCUUGGGCAUCUCCCUGUCUAUCCCGCUCCGCAGUCUGACGGCGAACAAGGACUGGCUCCGCACUCCCAACCCCACACCCGAAGUAAAGAAAGCUGCACGCGACCUUCUUUUGGCAGAAACUUCAGUGUCCAAAGCUUUGAGUCUGGUUACAGACUCCCCCUCACCAGCCUCAAACCCCUGGUACCACACCCUCCCCGUCGAGCUCAUUCCCACCAAUAAGCCAACCUACUUCACCGACCGUGAGCGAGCACAGACCUGGUAUGCUCUGGGUACUGUACACACUGCUUUGGGCGAGUUUAUCUUUGCGUGCGGUGAUAUGGAGAGGGCGCUAGAGCUUUGGGGCAAGGAGAGUGGAGUGGAUGAGGAAGGUGGAUUGAGGGGUAAGAUUGAGGAGGCAUUUGAAAAGGCCAGGCAAGGGAUCGAUGGGGAUGCCCAGAGUAUGUGGGUUGGUGAUGUGAGACCGGGUUCGGGACUGAAGAGGGCGGCCAAGUUGGCUAGAGGGCUUUGA
Pyrenophora tritici-repentis Pt-1C-BFP is the source of this 1485-nucleotide messenger RNA. RefSeq lists its product as uncharacterized. The record is from RefSeq and is a predicted model, not a curated record. NCBI's taxonomy places the organism in Eukaryota, Fungi, Ascomycota, Dothideomycetes, Pleosporales, Pleosporaceae.